Molecule: messenger RNA, 641 nt
Organism: Macadamia integrifolia
Lineage: Eukaryota; Viridiplantae; Streptophyta; Magnoliopsida; Proteales; Proteaceae
Product: josephin-like protein
Exons: 1
Coding region: 89-493 (134 amino acids)
Source: RefSeq, a predicted model, not a curated record
UAUUCCCCAUCACCCAACUAAGCCAUCCUUCCUCCUUUCCACUUUCACAUCCUCUCUCUCUCUAGAGAAACCAUUUUUCCUCCUGAAGAUGAUGAGAAGUGGAAGCAAAGGAGUGAGUUACAGUCCAGAUAUCAACGACCCAUAUAAUUUUUCUUUCAAAGAGAGCAGCAACAACCCAGUCGUUGCAGGAAACAAGAUAGGAAUUUCAGGGCUUCGUAGUUUCUCUCUACCCAGAAACAACACAGGCUUCUCUCCCAUAAGAUACCUGCAGCGUUUAGGUGCUAAGGUGGCAAGAACUAUAAGUCUGGUGUCAGUGCAGAGGAGGAGGAGAAGGAGGAGGUCUUCAUCUAAGGUUUCUUCCUCAAACUUAACAAGAUCAAGGACCUCCAUUGGCCCACUUGAUUCUCAUCAAGCUGAAGCUAUUGAAGAUUGUAUUGUGUUCAUCAACUCUUCUUCUUCCUUCCACAGAUCAAAUUCCAUCUCUGGUGUCUAAUCCUUUCUUUCUUCCUUUUUCUUUUUUUUUUUUUUUGGUCUCAUGGGUGAACAAAAGUAUGUGUUUUUACGUAUAAAAUGAAAGAAAUCUUCAUUGUAUUUAUGUAUUUGUUCAAUUAAAAUAAAUACCAUUUCGUCUCUUUAACUUC